GUUUUUGCCUUGCAAAAGCCCCAACUUCCUUCACCAAACAAACCCAAUUCCCAAUUUCUCCUCAAAUUCGGAAACUAGGGUUUUUAAGCUUUCGAUCUUCAGUCUCUUUUUUUUAUUUCCUUAAUUUUUUCGUCGAUGGAAAGGAUCAGAAGGGCAUCGCAUGCUGGAUCCUGGUACUCCAACAACGCUAAGCAGCUGGAAGAAGAACUUGAGGGGUGGCUUGGAUCAUGUGGUCUGACCAAAUCUCCUGACGUCAGAGGUGUUAUUGCUCCGCAUGCUGGCUAUUCAUACUCAGGCCGUGCAGCAGCAUAUGCAUUUGGGAACAUUGACCCGACGAAUAUUUCCCGGGUGUUUCUUCUCGGUCCGUCUCAUCACUAUUACACUCCAAAAUGUGCUCUUACCAGGACCUCUAUUUAUAGUACACCUCUGGGGGAUUUGCCAAUUGAUACGGAAGUCAAUGAGGAGCUUUACUCGACAGGUAAGUUUGAACUCAUGGAUCUUCACGUUGAUGAAGCCGAACAUAGCAUGGAAAUGCACUUGCCGUACCUUGCCAAAGUGUUUCAUGGUUAUCCAGUAAAAAUUGUACCUAUUUUGGUUGGUGCUCUUAGUGCAGAAAGUGAGGCCAUGUAUGGAAAGUUGCUGGCGAAGUAUGUGGACGACCCUAAGAACUUCUUCUCUGUAUCAUCAGACUUCUGCCACUGGGGAGCUAGGUUCAACUAUACACACUAUGACAAGAAGCAAGGUGCCAUUUACAAGUCCAUUGAGGCCCUCGAUCGCAUGGGUAUGGACAUCAUAGAGACUGGAGAUCCCGAUGCAUUUAAACGAUAUCUUCGUGAAUUUGACAACACCAUAUGUGGACGACAUCCCAUCGGCGUGUUCCUCCAUAUGUUAAAGAACUGCUCGACAAAAGUAAAGAUCGGUUUCCUGAGAUACGAGCAGUCCAGCCAGUGCAAAAGCAUGAGGGACAGCAGCGUGAGCUAUGCAUCUGCUGCCGCCAAGGUUGCUUCUUGAAAAUAAGUUAAAAUGUGUACCCUAAGUUGGCUAUGAAAUGAGCUACAAUUGAAACUUCAAGAGCACAUUUGUUAUGAAGCCGACAUCUGUUCUAUAUAUAACAUGCAUCAGUUGCUCCUUCUGCGGACUUUUGCUUGUCCAAUUAUAUAUUUAAAGAAAUUUUAGCUUUGUUUCU
Messenger RNA from Asparagus officinalis (garden asparagus), 1186 nucleotides. Its product is annotated as protein MEMO1. The transcript is spliced from 8 exons. The coding region runs from base 136 to 1011 and encodes 291 amino acids. NCBI's taxonomy places the organism in Eukaryota, Viridiplantae, Streptophyta, Magnoliopsida, Asparagales, Asparagaceae. The record is from RefSeq and is a predicted model, not a curated record.